Molecule: messenger RNA, 1585 nt
Organism: Betta splendens (Siamese fighting fish)
Lineage: Eukaryota; Metazoa; Chordata; Actinopteri; Anabantiformes; Osphronemidae
Gene: rex1bd
Product: required for excision 1-B domain containing
Exons: 5
Coding region: 414-866 (150 amino acids)
Source: RefSeq, a predicted model, not a curated record
GCCCAGAAACCCCACUUCAUUAAAUGGAAUCAUUGAGUUAUGUAUUGAAUAGGAGAACGAGUGUGUUUUUGAAUGAAAGCAUAGACAGCUUUCUUUUCGAAAUAAGACAGGUGCAAACGUCGUGAUCAUAAGAGUUCACACGAUGACACCAGCUUUGAGGAAAGCCUGUCUCCUCGACCAGUGUCGAGAUGUUAUUGUUCAGCGAAGGUUUCUGCGCUUCAGAUAAUAUGACGGAACUUGUUGUUUUAUGAAACCUUUUAUUUUGAAAUCAUCAUCAUUGCGUCCUCGCGUCACUUCCGGCUCUUACGCCGCUGUUUCACAUACAGCGAAGGCAGUCGUGCACCUGCAAAUCGUAAACACGUCAAAGUUACAGGCUAUGAAAACCCAGCGUGUGUGUUUUUUGAAAUGUUAUCAUGCUCUCUACAGAAUAUAAAGCCCUAAUCCAGAGGUUUUAUCAUCUUCAGUCUGAACGGGUGGAGACCUAUCGUCUCUUUGAAGAGGGACAUGAGGCGUACUUGAGGACCGGGCCCCAUUAUGACUUCGAUCACUACAGGCAGCUAGUGCAUGAAAUAACGCAGGCCUUUUGCGGCAUCUCCAACGAGGUGCUGGAGAUCAAACGGAGGCUGCACCAUGAGUUUGACAGGCCAGACCUCUCAGAACACAUUGAAAAGCUGCAGAGCAAAGAGAGGGAGAAGCUUGAACUGACAGCCAAGCUGCAGCUGGCCAAGCAGCGGGCCCAGGAUCACCCCGAGGAGGACGACUGUCAACAAAACAUUCAGGAGAUCAAGCAUGAAAUCAUCAAAAACAAGGAGGCUCUGAGUGAGAUCAUGCAGGAUUUUAAGUACGACUCUGAGGACUGUGAUUGACAGGUGAAUCCCUCGGGGCUGCAGCCACCGUCUGGCAUCACAAGACAGUGGGGCUGAUAGAUCAACCUUGCUGCAACUCUCAUCUCGUCGGCUGCACUCAUCGAUCCUCCGCUGGCUCCACCCUGCUCACUGCUGCAGUCUUAUUCCACCCAGGGGACCUCUGUACUCUUCUGUUUGUGUUAAUGCAUGCCUCAGCAAAAAGGCUUGUCAUGUAAUGGAUGAUUAUCUUGUAAAUACUAUACUUCUUACGGUAAGAAGCUAAUGUAACUAUCUUUGCUUACUGAAAACAUUGUAUUUUUUUGAAACUGAAGAGUCCCCUCCAAAGGGAUUUUUGCUUUCGUUUUUUAUAAGUCAUGUACAGACUCAACAACUACAAGAAGUGCAUACAUCAGAAUUCAUAGUCUUAAAUAUGAAGUAUAUUAAGGAUUACAAUGUCUGUUCCUUUAGUUAAAAUAAUUUAGGGAAUGAUCAAACCGACUCUUUACAUUAAACACAAGUUAUUGAUGUUUGCUUUUUGUAUGUGCAUUAUAAAAAUCCAUUGGCUGUUUUUGGAUCUUUAGCUUAUACUGACCAACAAAAUUGUUUUACUAUUCACUGGGCAUCCAAAUGUUUCUUUUUGUAAAAUUUUUAUGUUAAAAAAAUAGGAUUCCUCAGCCAGAGUCUAAGGCCAGUGUUCCUUGAUGCUGUUCAUGAAAUAAACACAAUGGUUGCUCUAUGAA